AUGCACAAGAUUGCAAUACGUAGCACUGUACAUGGAUCACAGUUACAUAAACACAGUUUUAUAUAUAUUUCCAUAACAAACGAUUGCAAUAUUGAAAAAAAAUAUUAUUAUAUUUCACAUAUUAUAUAUAUCGAUAUUAUUUAUUAAAAAUGGUUCGAAGACAAGUAAUUCAAGCGGAUAUGUAUUCAACAUAUCACUUGAAGCCUGGACAAACGUUAGAAAAUACUAAAAUAUCCGAGAGGAAACUGGCAUUGAUAGCCUCUGAAAGCGCUUUUCAACGCUUCGUUGAUUACGUUAAUCAGCCACAAAGAUUGGCCGAAGAAAGGGAAGUAGCAAAAAUGAAAUUGAAUGCUAUUAAAAAGGCAACUUAUGAAAUGUCUAAGACAUGGGACAAUACUAUUGAGAAUGUUAAAAGAAGAAGAAAAGAGGAACUGUUGAAUAAACGGAAGAUCGAUGAAGAAAGAAGAAGACAAUUUGUUAAAGAGAUGUCAGAAAAAAAUGCUGUUAAACGUGCAGAAAUAGUACGACAGGCACGAACUUUACUUCUUUACAAACAACCACAAUGCAGACGGAUCAAUAGAGCAAUGCUCGUAUCGGAGUGUCUAAGAGAAUUAAACGCUCAAGUUGAGUUUCAAAAAACUAUUAAACAAAUGGAUGAUCAACAAACAACUGAAUACGUAGAAUCGAUUAAAAAGGAUGUCGAAAAAUACGAGCAAGAAGAAAAGAAAAAAGUCGAAGAAAGUAGGAUGAAAAUUAAAAAGUAUACUAUGAAAUUAAAGAAUCAGUAA
Polistes canadensis is the source of this 788-nucleotide messenger RNA. RefSeq lists its product as uncharacterized. Lineage: Eukaryota; Metazoa; Arthropoda; Insecta; Hymenoptera; Vespidae. The record is from RefSeq and is a predicted model, not a curated record. The transcript is spliced from 4 exons. Bases 150 to 788 code for a protein of 212 amino acids.